Molecule: messenger RNA, 1005 nt
Organism: Aegilops tauschii subsp. strangulata
Lineage: Eukaryota; Viridiplantae; Streptophyta; Magnoliopsida; Poales; Poaceae
Product: protein FAR1-RELATED SEQUENCE 5-like
Biological process (GO): regulation of DNA-templated transcription
Source: RefSeq, a predicted model, not a curated record
AUGGUCCAAAUACUGUCCCUGAUCCACAGCGGAGAUGGUAGUCUGAGUAGCAUGCCCUACAUACCAGCAGACGUCACAAACCUAAAGGCAAAGUACCAUAGAGAGAGUAGGUUGGCUGACAUAGAAGACACAAUAGCCUACUUUGAAGAGAAAGCAAAAGCAGAUACUGAUUUCUUCUACAUGAUAAGAUUGGACGAUGAGGACCGUGUCAGAAACAUGUAUUGGGUGGAUGGUGCUGCAAGAAGAGCCUACAAACAUUUCCGUGAUUGCAUUUCAUUCGACGUGACAUAUCUCACUAAUAUGUACAAGAUGCCCUGCGUUCCAUUCAUAGUAAUAAAUAACCACAAUCAGUCAUUGCAGUUCGGUUGCGGACUCGUUCAGAAUGAAGAUACGGAUGGUUACACUUGGCUGUUCAAAACCUUCUUGGAGUGCAUGGGUGGACUUGCUCCGAUGAACAUAAUAACAUACCAAGAUUUUAGCAUACGUGCAUGCAUAGAGGAGGUCUUUCCGUUGGCAGUGCACAUGCACUGCAGGUGGCAUAUUAUUAAGAAGGCUGAGGAGACGCUAGGACCAUUCUUUGCUGACCGUCCAGAGCUACACAAGGCAUUUGAGUUGUGCGUCGACCACAUCUUGACGGUGGAGGAGUUUGAACGGAGCUGGACGGCUAUGAUUGAAACAUACCAAGUCCAAGACAACGAGACACUUACUAGCCUGUGGGAGAAGCGAAUGUACUGGGUGCCGGCCUACUUCAUGCAGUGCUUCUUUCUAUUUCUGCAGACUACUCAGCGCAGCGAGGGGUUCAAUGCUGCUUUGAAGCGGUACGUGAGCCCUGGCAACUCAUUGCUGCAGUUUGCCAAGCAGUACACAGCUUUGCAACAGAAAAUACUGGGAUCUGAGCUACAGCAAGAAGCAAACACCGCGCUCAAGCAACCUAAAUUGCUAACAUAUUUACCGAUGGAGAGGCAGAUGAGCAAGAUAUACACCAACAAGAUUUUUAACAAGUAA